AUGGAGAACAUGCGUAGCUUUUGGCAGCUAGGAGAUGAGCUCAGAGGACAAUCGAAAGCCUCAGAGGAUCAGAAGUGGUUCAUGGCUGCAUCUAAACUAGCUGACCAGACUCGAUCAAAGGGCGAACGUUCGAACAAUCUUGAUCUAUCAAAGGGUCCGGUUGAGAUAAGGCCAACAAGGGAGAAGUUUGGGUUUCAAGAGGAGAACAAGUUUGAGACUUUUAACUUCAACAUGUUGAACUCGGAGCUCAGGUUCAAUGCUAAUGUUUUUGGCUAUAAGAAGCAUCUGAAUGGAGGCAAAUAUAGCUACAACCAGUUCACUAACAGAGAAGGCAACAAUGGUGGUAACAACUUUAGCAGCACUCACAUCAAUGACUCUGUAGAGAAAAGGUUCAAGACCUUACCUGCCUCGGAGUGUCUCCCAAAGAGUGAAGUGCUUGGGGGUUAUAUCUUUGUCUGUAACAACGACACAAUGCUGGAAGAUCUGAAGCGCCAGCUCUUUGGUUUGCCACCGAGAUACAGGGACUCGGUUAGGACGAUAACACCAGGCCUGCCUCUGUUUCUCUACAACUACACAACUCAUCAGUUGCAUGGGAUUUUUGAGGCAACAACCUUUGGAGGUUCAAACAUUGACCCAACAGCUUGGGAGGACAAGAAAUGCAAAGGAGAAUCCAGAUUUCCUGCACAGGUGAGAAUUCGUGUAAGGAAACUGUACAAAGCUUUGGAAGAGGAUGCUUUCAGGCCGGUUUUGCACCAUUAUGAUGGUCCCAAGUUUCGGCUCGAGCUCACCAUUCCUGAGACACUGGCUCUGCUGGAUCUUUGUGAACAAGAAGGUUCUCCCUAA
Messenger RNA from Microthlaspi erraticum, 843 nucleotides. The record is from the annotation of a GenBank genome assembly. Lineage: Eukaryota; Viridiplantae; Streptophyta; Magnoliopsida; Brassicales; Brassicaceae.